Molecule: messenger RNA, 2279 nt
Organism: Esox lucius (northern pike)
Lineage: Eukaryota; Metazoa; Chordata; Actinopteri; Esociformes; Esocidae
Product: gastrula zinc finger protein XlCGF26.1-like
Exons: 2
Coding region: 633-2105 (490 amino acids)
Biological process (GO): regulation of transcription by RNA polymerase II
Molecular function (GO): DNA-binding transcription factor activity; RNA polymerase II cis-regulatory region sequence-specific DNA binding
Source: RefSeq, a predicted model, not a curated record
UCUUAGCUUUGGACAAUUCCUGGCUGUCCAUUAAUAUAUCACAUUAUGGAAAUACAUUUCCCACUAAAGUGAGCUAAAGAAAACCCUGUACACAGAUAUAUUAUUUCCUUCACUAUUAUGACGCUGUUCCAUCGAUCACAACCUAUUCUCCACAUGAGGGCGCACGAGGCAGUUAGAGGAACGUUUAUUGGACAUCCUGUGCAGCAGGCGGCAGUAAUGCCAUAUCGUGCAGUUGACGAAUAGAUCCAUGUUGUUGUAUGUCCAAUACAUGGCUCCGUUUUGUACAUUACCUAUCUACCAAAUAGAAUAAGACAACAUUUUGCAACAAGCAAUGGAAUAGCACACGAUCAAACAAAAUUUCGGACGUUAUUAAUCUCUUGGUUUCGUAAUUUUGAAAGGUGCCUCCGCACAUUGUGUCGAAUGAGUACCCUAGUGCUUAAAACUGAACGGUGCGUCGCAGCUCCUGUUUCAAUCCUCCCAUCACUUGUGUCAAUCUUUCCUUCACAACACAGGAGGUGCUGAUGUAGGAAAUACCGGGGAUUUGAAUUUGGAGGGAAAAGUGGACGUGUCAACAUCCAGUGGUGAGGCUGACAAAAAUCGAGCUGACAAGAAGGCCACAUGAAACCAUAGUGAUGAAAAAAUGCUUGAUAUGUCUGGAAAGAUUACCACCCUCACUAACGUACUGUAACAAACAGAGCACCUGUGUACCAAAACAGACUGCCACUAGUCCUAAAGACAUUCACGGUCCUGACGCCCAACCUCCCAGUGGGUACUCUUUAGUGUUCACCAGACCCAGAAGGGAACAGGGGAACACAAAAGCACAACCCACAGCAGCAGAAUCAAACGCAAGUGAGGAGAAUGUUGAUGAGGACCAAUGGAAAGGGGUGAAUGCUGAUGCUGGACAAAUGCUGGGAGACAAAUCUCUUCAGGACAUAAAGCCAAGACCCAGCAGGAAACAAACCAAGGCUACCAUCACCAGACAAGAGCACCUUUGUCCAGAAUGCGGGAAGGUUUUUAAGAGUUUAAGUAAUUUUAAACUGCACCAACAAACUCACACAGGAGAUAGACCUUAUUGUUGUGAGUUAUGUGGGAAAUGUUUUGCAACUGCUUGGAAGCUCAGAAAUCACCAGUUUGUGGUCCACAGGAGGGAGAAGACAAUUGAGUGUCCAACAUGUGGGAAGUGUUUUGCAACCAAGAGUUAUUUGGACCGUCAUGCAAAUGUUCACUCAACAGAGAAACCGUUCAGAUGCCUCGUGUGUCAGAAGUGUUUUAAAAGGAAAAAUUGCCUCAAGGAACAUACGAUGUUGCACAAUUCAAAUUCAAACGUGUAUGCUUGUGACGCAUGUCCAAAAACCUUCGUGAAGUUGAAGUACCUCAAGAAUCACCAGCUAACUCACACUGGAGGGGGCACUCAUUAUUGUGAGUUGUGUGGGAGACGUUUCAAGACUCAUUCUGUACUCAAACAGCACCAAGCAUCCGUUCAUAGGGGAGAGAAGCCAUUCCGUUGCGUUAUUUGUGGAAAGUGCUUUGCAGAAAAGCAACAUUUGAAAAAACACACGAGUAUCCAUUCAGAAGAGAGAGCUUUCCAGUGCUGCCAGUGUCAGAUGUGUUUCAAAACCAAAUAUAUGCUCAACGACCAUAAGAAGACGCACUCCGACUACAAGCCGUAUGCUUGUGACAAAUGCCCAAUGACCUUCGUUCGGUCAAAAUACCUCAAGAUGCAUCAAGCCUCUCACCUGACCAGCAAGCCGUUAGCAUGCAGCUACUGUGGGAAAGGUUUCAAAGGUGACCGGGAGCGCAGGAGACAUGAACGCACCCACACUGAAGAACCACCUCAUACCUGUGACAUAUGUGGCAAGGGUUUCUACAGACGGCAUUCGUUAAAAGUCCACGCAGCCUUGCACACGGGAGAGAAGCCCUUUUCCUGCGAGAGCUGCGGCAAGACGUUUGCUCUGGAAUCCUAUCGUAAAUCCCAUGUAGCAAAGUUUCACUCGGUCACAGAACACGUCUGUAAAAAGUGUGGGAAGAAAUACAGGGAUGUUAUUCAUUUCAGAAGCCAUGUGGUUCAGGGUUGUUUAGGGAAUAGUGCUUCAUCAUUGUUUUGAUUGAAAAGAUUUCUCUCCGUUCUAAUUUCGGGAAAGAAUCUCAUACCCCUCCUGAGGGAAGCCACUGGGAAGACAGGUUAAAAGACGACCGGUAGCUUAGAUUUUUGGCAAUGCUGUUUUUCCACUGUUGUUUUGGAAUUGUGAAUAAAGUAGUACAGAUUGGAUUUAAUCACA